CAACGAAGCAAUUAAAGAUGGACGCGUGUUGUUCUUUUGUCAUUUUGUAAAUUUGCGACUUUAUGGCAAAAUUUACAACAUUUUGUGCAUAUAAAUAUAAAGUAGAUCCAGACUAUAAAGAUUUGGAUCUGAGGUGAAAGUAUGAGGCGACUUGGCAGUGAAUUGAGACAAAGGAAACAUCUUAAAGUCAUACAAGAAUUAGAUGCAUUUCCCAAAGUACCAGAAAGUUAUCAAAAGACCACAGCUAGCGGCGGAACAGGUUAUAUUUUAACACAUGUUCAUUUUUGCUUUGUUCAAUUUAUUAUAAAUAUAAAACAGGAUUGAUGUACAUUAUAGGCUGAAAGCAAAUGUAUACAUUAAUAUAAGCUUGAGGGGUUUGUUAAAUUGUAGAUGGAAAUUAAUCAAAUUAUCGAGUUCCUGUGAUUAAAAUAUUGAUAUUUAUAAACUUGGUGAACAAGCCAUGUGCAUAUAAAUUGCUCAGGAUGGGUCGUUGCGUUUUAAAUUUCCGAUUACCCCUGGUUUGCACAUUUUUAAGGCACAAAGCUGAUUCCUGUAGGUUAUGCAUGAGUCAAUUCCAGGAGUAACCAUCCCCCCGGGAACACACCUGGGAAUUUGAUUUGAUUGGUUAUGAUAGUGUAAAUGCCCGGGUGCCGGGACACAACUUGAAGACUAAUGCACGGCCCCUGGGCAAGCUGAGAGUGGAAAAUGCCCCACCCCGGGGACGAUUUUACAGUCGAUUUCACAAAACUUUGACCACAAAUGUUUGGAACUUCAUUGUGAAGUUCGCAAGUUUGUUGCGAAGUUCGGAAGCUCAUAUUAGAAUUCACAAGCCAAUUUGUAAACAAAGUCCCUAAUUGGUCCAUGAAGUAAAAGAAGCCAAUCAAAUGCGUAGCUUUAUACGAACUGGUUUGUGAAUCUCAUUAUGAACUUUUGAACUUCGCAACAAUCUUGUGAACUUCGCAACGAAGUUCGGAGAAUUUGUGGUCAAAAUUUCGUGAAAUCGACUGUAAACGUUAAUUAAACUUUUAAUGGCAUAUAAUCAUAGUGAUUUAUUAAAUUAUAGUAUUAAACUGCUAUGGAAUAUUAUAAAACAUAAACCUUUAAUAGUUCGCUUAUUCUUACAAUAAAUUUCACGCCACCUUGACCACGAGGGCGCAAAAUACGAUCAGCGCAUCCACAUGCGUGCCUGAAACUAGGUUUUGCUGCCUUAAAAUUUGUGGGUGGGAUUCUGGGCAACCAUUUGUCAAAUCCCUGGGGUCCUCCAAUACCCGGCCCCCGUGUACAUAAAUGAAAGGCAAAUUCCCGACCCCCGUGAACUGUCUAUUGGGCAAAUUCCCGGGGGUGUCCCGGGGGGGGGGGGGAUGGUUACUCCAGGAAUUGACUCAUGCAUUAUUUUCUCUUGAAAACCUACGCUAGGUAUGAUAUUACAGUCAAACCAGAUGUUCUGGUCCCCUGAAUAUUGCAAUAUUGUUGGGAAUAUUGCAAUUUUGAUUUGCAAGAUUGCUCUGAGCAAGUUCGACGUGAUCAAAUUGCAAGCUGAAAUUCACAACCAGAUUUGUGAAGAAAGUCUCUGAUUUGCUACUAGUAGCCAAGAAGAACCAAUCCAUUUGCACUCGCCCGCUGACGAGUAAAAUCGUCUGGCAUUAGACAGAGUAAAAUAAUAAAAUGGGGCGCAUUGCCACUUAUAGGGUUAAAAGUUACGAUUUGAAGCGACAAGUGAAGCUUGUUUUUACAAGCUUUAAUAUUUCCAAGUUCCACUGCAUGUGUAUUGCUUGCUAGAUCUUGUUCGCUGCCCCCUCCCGCACACACAUUGUUGUCAUAAUAUUUGCAUGAAUUAGAAAAUCGUUCCAUCUUGAAGAGAACUGGGGUGUGGGGGGAUGUGUCCUUUCCAACCUCCCAUGGUGCUGUCACUGCAGCUAACCCUAACCCUGGUUUGGAAUGACCACCUAGCGCCCUCCAAAUUAAAAUCUGGCAUUCACCCAGAAAACCUAGGGCCAAAAAAAAAAUAUGUGGGUUUCUGGUUUCCUCUUGUAAAAACUUAGGUAGGGUAGGUCAGUUUUAAGUUUUUUUCUUAAACUUUUUUUUUAAUUUUCCUAACAACCAGAUGCCAUUUUGUUUAGUCAGUGCUUCCACGUCCAAACAUAAAUUUCCCUAAUAUUGCCUCAAAUUUUCAUUUUCCACAAACAUUUUGCUCUAAGUGGAAACACUUACAAGCGUGAUCCAAUAAAAAAGUUUAGGGUCGGGAUUUCAACGUCCAAAAGCUAGGUAGGGUCGGGAAACCGGAAACCCACAUAUUUUUUUAUUUGGCCUAGUAUCCCAAGUUUGUACUGUACUUUGAGUUGGAUUCCAAUCAAAUCUCGAUAAAUCAAACAGCUCUGAGCGUUUUGACUUUUGUUUGCGGCCGACGCUACUUUUGCGAUAAUUCAAUGAAAAAUAUAUGUCUAGUCUCAGCAACAUUUUUGACAGCAAGUAUGGCAUUCCAGAAGUCAAUCAAUCUAUUACUACUUUAUAGAUUCACCAGUUCUUGCUUCAAAUCAUGAACAACAGUCAUUGUGCAGUUUCACGUUCAGUGUGAUUUCAAAGUGGAACCAUUUACGGUUCUUGCCAUCUACAGCAUAAUAACUCGAUUGACUUGUGGUUGGUGUACUUGUUGUCAAAAAUAUCGCUUGCUUAAGCUCUUUACUUUAAAUGGUAUAAAUUCGACAUAGAUGAAGUGUAAACAGGGGUCGAAAUUUAAAUUUUUUGUACUAUACAGCCGCAAUAGUAGAUUUUUGUAUUUACUAUUCCGUCUGAAGAUCCACUAUUCCUUAAUGUACUGUUUCUGAUUUUCAUGAAAUCAUGGCAUUGCGCUGUACAGUGAUGAACAAGUUAUUAAUAAAAAACAAAGUUCAAACACUGAAAUGAACUUGCGAACUUUGUUGCGAAGUUCACGGCCAAUUUCCGAACUUGGAAACGUAAUCGGCAAGUUCGCAACAAACUUGGGAAUAAUAUUGCUGCAAAUAAAUUAGAAUACGCAAGUACUGCAAGCGAACAAGAACUUAGCUACGAAAUGGAACAGUACUUGGCUCAAAGUCUGGUAUAAAGUGAUAUAUUAUAAGAUCAGGAAAACCCUUGCUUGUCGAUAUUUGGUACCACAAUUUUUUCUUACUAUACAUUAAGUCAAACGGAAUACUGUGAUCAUGAAGUUUACUAUUCCGGCAUGCAUUUCAGUAUAUUCGGAAUAGCGGGAAUUUCGACCCCUGGUAAAAUAAGACCUGCUUUCCACCACAACAAGGCGACGUGUAAACAAAGGUCAAACAUAGUGAUUCCUUACUGUAUGUACCGUUCUCAUUUCUGUCAUAAACAAUAAUUAUUGUAAUUGUUUAAUUAUUUAUUUUUAUUGUAAGUUAUACUUAAAAUAUACAAUCAUGUACAGUACUUACGGUAAUAAACAUGUUUAAGCAUAAUUAUCGUAAAAUGUUCUGUUCUUUUUCAGUUUCAAUUCUCACCUUCCUUUUCAUUGGCAUAUUGAUCAUCUCAGAAUUUCAAUAUUACCGAGCAACAGACAUUCAAUACAACUAUGAAGUGGAUACUGAUUCGGACAGGUAUAAUAUACUGUGCAGUCUUAUUGAAAUGACAAACCUACAUGUAUGUACAAGUUAACACGUAUGUGUGCAAAAGUAUAAAGGUUGCAAUAGACCUUUUUAAAAAGCCUGCCUUGUGAUUGGUUUGCGGAUAAAGGAAAACCCCGCACAGCCAUUUGGCUUGCCUGAUUGGCCAAACGAUCAUAUUUAUCCAUAAACUAUGUCUCAAGGCAGACUUUUUAAAAAGGUCUAUUCCUGAACAAUGUAUUAUAUUUCAUCACUUCCCGUUCCCUACUACCUAUAUUUGCAAUCUAUAGAAAAUUACAUUUGCUACAAAUAUAGGUUACCAACUUGAUUUGUGGUAAAUCUCAGUUUUUAAAACUUUGAAGCCUAGAUUCUGCCCAAAUAUGCUUAUUAAUAAUACCCUGCCUGCAGUGCCAAGACUUUCUUAUUUCUGUAAGUUCAUUGUUAGAGUUUUGUAACAUCCUGUAGUCAGAUUUACUAUUAACAGGCUUUCAGAGUUAUUGGUGGGCAUAUAUGGUUGCCACUCUUUCCAAUGUUUGCCAUGCACUGACAUGUCGUAAUUUCCUCCAGCUGAUGGGAGGAAACCGGAGUACCGGAUCAAGGCUAUGGCCAUGGUUGUCAAAGAAAGUUAUUAUUAAGCCCUAAAUAAAACAAAUAGAACUUCUAAAGCGUGAAAUAGUUACAGUGUCUUACAAUGAAAGAGCUUAUUAUAAAUAACAAUUUCCUUUAUGCAGUUUGCGAUGAACACGAUAUAGGAUGAACACGCAUGUGUAUGAUUGCAUGGCGACAAAAACUUGUGAUGAAUAUGUUUGCGAUGUUACUCUGAGUGCAUAUCCACACCGGGCGAGCUUGAAAAAUAUGCCCGGCCACGGUGGGAUUCGAACCUACGACCUUUGGAAUACCAGGUCGUAGGUUCGAAUCCCACCGUGGCCGGGCAUAUUUUUCAAGCUCGCCCGGUGUGGAUAUGCACUCAGAGUAACAUCGCAAACAUAUUAUUCACCUGAGUACACAACACCAACACAGAAAAAUUGUGAUGAAUAGUUUAAUAAAGAACUAAUUAUUUUCCUUUGACAGUAAACUACAGAUCAAUGUUGACCUUACAAUUGCUAUGAAAUGCCAAGGUAAGAAUCUAGCUAGUGAUUGACCGAUAAUCGGUAUCGGUAUCAGGCCGAUUUUUGCCUUAUCGGUAGACAAUCGGAAUCAGUAUAGAAUUAUCUAUAUUUCCGAUUGUCUAAAACCGAUUGCUGAGAAAAUGCACACUUUAAAAAUUAUAUGUACUGCACGUUGAUACACGUCGCGUUUUAACGCAAUAUGUUUGGUCAUCAUCUACACCUGCUGGUUAGUUGAUUAUAACAGUGAAAGGCUAUAAAACUAUAGAAAUCGUCUUUCUAAAGAACGAGUCACGAACAAUGAUCAUUUUUGUUUCUGAAAGCCAAUCCCAAAACAUGAUCAUUUUAGGUAGGUCUUUACCCAAUAUGUUAAAGAAAAUGCGUGAAGCGUGCCAUUUACUAACAGUUUCACUUUUAACGAUCUUUGGUUGCGGUAACAUGUUGAAUGAUGUCACCUUCACUCGGUCGUCUGAUAUUAUGAUGUCAUUAUAAAAUCGGUGUCUGGCAGCUAGAUUGUGGCAUGCAGGCCUCGAAAUAGAUCUGGACGUUAUACCGGUCAUUAUGACCGGUGGAUCACUAAAUUUACCGGUCACAGCGGAGUUUAUGCCGGUCAUUGUCACUCCUUGGCUUCUUUUUACCCUGCAUUCCAGGGUUUUUUGUUUUGUUUUUUUUUAAUUGAUAAUUGAUAAUUUAAUAAAAUACCGAUUUGUAACUUAAAUUACAUCAGUAAAAAGUCUCAUUAUACUACAAUAGAAUAUCUAGAUGCAUAAAAUUAUUCAUAACUUCAGUUGAAAAAGUUAUAGAGUUCAAAUUUAAAAAUAUUAAAAAUAUUAAAAUUAUGGUCUAUUCAUAUGUGAAACCAUCUGUGGAAAAAACGAUUUCAUAAAUCUGUCCGUUUUACAACUAUAGUUAUUAUAAUCGCUUCCAUAACGUGUAUUAUAGUUAUGUUCAAGUUUAGGCGGUAAGAGGUCACCCAAUUUGUCUCCAUGUGCAUUUUUAACAAAAAAACGUUCGCAUAAUAAUCGCCGCCGAUCUUUCAGUAAGGGUAUACCAGUAAUACUGCAAGCUUCUCUAUAAGUAGCGAAUGGCAAGACAAUACGCAGAGCCCGCUUCUGGAGUUUUUCGAUAUCUUCACUUAGGUAUUCUGUAAUAUUGAAGUGCCAAACUUGGCAGGCAUAUUCGAGUACUGGUCUGAUAAUGGUGCAGUAUACCAAAAUUAGAAUGCUAUUGUCGGCAUUUGAUCGUUUUAACAACCUUAGCAUAUAAAGGCGUUUUCCCGCUUUUUUAACAAUAUGGUUCACAUGCUCGUUCCAUUUCAAAUCAUCUUGGAUUGAGAGACCAAGAAUUCGGGCAGAUUUUACCCGCUCAAUACCAACGUUAUUUAUAGUUAACGGUACAAACUCAUGUUUUUCUCUUGCAAAGUCAAUUACCAUUUCCUUACAUUUGCCGAUGUUGAGCUUCAUAUUAUUAACUUCACACCAAUUAUAGAUAACAUUCACUAGAUCUUGUAGUUCACUACUCUCAGUUGAUGUAACUCGUUCAGCAAACGUACUGUCAUCAACAUACUUCCAUCUAUCGCUCCAAUCAAUAAGAAGAUCAUUUAUCAUAACAAGGAACAAAGCCGGCCCUAACACCGACCCUUGCGGCACUCCACCGUUUAACGUUUGCCAGUCCGAAUGACAGUUAGCCAACUUGACUCGUUGUUUACGAUCAGAGAGAAAACUUCUAAUCCAAUUUAUAAUGGUUUGGGAAACACUCAUUUGUUGUAGCUUAUUCACCAGUAUGUUGUGAUCUAUUCGAUCAAAAGCUUUUUCAAAAUCAAGCAAGAAUACUCUCACCGCAUUGCUUGAAGCAUCUGUAGCACUCAGGAGGUGAUGGAUCAGGCUCAGUAGGGCAUGGGUGGCCGAGAAAUUUUUGACGGAGCCAAACUGCCGCGUAUCAAUCUUUGCACCAAUUGACUUGAGUAACCAGUCUGUAACAAACCGUUCGCAAAUUUUGGAUAAAGUGCGGGUAAGUGAGAUAGGGCGCAAAUCUUUAGAAAUGUCUUUAGGGACUGAUUUUUUUGGAACAGGGAUAACGUUCGCUUUUUUCCACAUUGAGGGUACAACUGCAUUUUGAAUCGAAGCGUUGAAAAUCGAUGCCACAGGGGAAGAAAGAACGUAUGCAUAAGAUUUAAGCACCCAAUUAGGUAUUCCGUCAGGACCAGGUGAUUUGGAAACGGGGAUGGCGGACAAUUUACAGUAUACAUCUUUUUCUUCGAUAAUAAACUGUGGAAGGAUACUUGUACUGCCAUUUUCAAUUAGGUCAUCAACUGGAGACUUAUUCAAGGGAGGAAUAUCUUGGGUUUGAUUAAUAGGUUUGCGCAAAUCCCCGUUGACAGACAACCCAACUUGCGUGACGUUGUAGUGAUGAAAGUUGAAGGCGUUUUUGACAUAACUACCGUGAAAAGCCUCGCUAUGAACUAAAGCUAUUACAACACGUUUCGGUAACACACCUAGGAAUACAUUUUCCCGAUCUAAAGACAGCAGACCUUGCGGAAUUGCUAUAGAUUUCACCUCCACUCUUGAAAUGGGAUAUUUUGCCGUUGUUUUGUCCAAAAACUUUUCGUGAUCUAAGCGAAGGGUUGGACUUACACUCACGCGACGCACGCGCAGCACGGCUUCUUCAAUCAGAACUUUAUAUGCCGGAUCUUCACCACCUGCCAUUAAGCAAAAACUGUUCGCAGAUCUGACCAAUUUAACUUUAAUGUCGACUCCUGGAAUAAUCAGGCGUUCUUGAAAGCAUAUGUCCGCAUGUAAAGGCCCAGACAUAUCACAACUUCUGCUUGUCGCUACAAAACCGUGUCGCUUUUUUAAACCCAUGUUUGCAUUAGCAUCGAGCGCUCCUGGGUUAUGGACAUCCAUUUUACCAGCAGUAUCCAUAUAGAAUAAACUAGUUUGCAUACGCGAUCUCAUGGCUGCCGGACCGAAGUUAAGUAAUGUCUCGAUCAUGGCGCGGUAAGAAUAAGUUGUUGCGCUUGCCGUAAUCAAUUUAUCGUUGAGUGAAAAGUUCACUUGACUAAACAGCGAUUGCAAGAAUAGAUUCUGCGGACCGACUUGAUCAUCACCUCCGAUGUUCUCUCCAUCAGCGGCUUUUACUUUAACUUUUACGUACAGUUGCAUGCGACUAGGGUCUACAUAAUCUUCUCCAUUGCCCGGAACAAAAAAUUCGAUAGGUGCUGAAUCUUCACCAAGUGUUGACACCGGAUAAUAAUCCACAAAUUUACUUUUCUCGACCGCCACUUGCGUGGGUGGAACGCUAAAUAGACUUAAUUCAUCUUUACUACAGGCUUCGGAAUCGUAAUGGAUAGGCUUCAGCAUCGUUUAGUUACCAAAUAUAUCGCUGUACGCCAACUUUUUUUUGGUCUUUGACUUAGGUAUGUUCGCCUUGCGAGGUUUUUUCGACUGACUGACAGUUCUAACUUUGCCUUUCCUUUUAAUCCCCCUGCCAUUACCACUUUGCAUGUUUGAUUGAGUGUGACUAAUUGCUUUUUGUUUCAUAUUUCCAGCUGCCUCGCGUAAACGACUCGCGGUUGCCGUUUUUAUAUUUUUCCCACUAAGUAAAUCUUCCCCAAUGGCGACACCUGUCUUUAGGGCCUCUCGACCUACUUCUUUACCUCCCCGAAUUAAAUACGGAACUGCGCUGCGAAAUAAUCUUCUAAAAAUUUCUCCUAAACCAUUCCCUGUUUGUGUUCGAAAUCUACCAAAUCCUCUUUGUCUUCUUGCUCCUGAAAAGACUGGCAGAGCGCCACCGGUUUGCCACUGUUGCAUAUUAAAAGUAUAUUGAAUGGUUUGGUCGAAGGUGAAGUGUACAGAUUGACCGACCGUACUCAAAUGGCACUCGUCUCCCUGACUCGUCCGUUAUAUGUACUUCCAAUGUUUCAAAUCGUUUCGUACCGAUUGGAAUAUAUAACGGAUUCUGGUACGUUUUUGUAAUUGUAUCACCGUAGUUUCCCUUAAUUUGAACUGCACGCAGCAACGGCACUUUUUUGUCACCAACAAUUUGAUCGCUCACAAUGUUACAAUACACAAACAUGGAUGAGAAUCCUGCAUUAAUAUCUGCUGCAUAGAGGGAUGUUGUUUUCUUUGUGACAUAACAGUCUUGAUCAAAACCUAACACUGCAGCAAUAUCACCUGUGAACCAGACGCUCGCUUGCUUUUUCACAUCUAUCGUUACUUUACGUGUGCGCCGAUUAUAGGUAAACUUAAUUUUGUCUUGAACAUCUUUCGACAGGCUUCCGUUUAAAUUUUGACAAAAUCAAGUAUGCUCUCGUAAUGCCCGCUGUCGAUUAUCGGUGUAUGUCGUUCACUCCCCACCAUAUAGAUAAAUGUUUGUUGUGUACCAUGUCGUAUUGUACUCCAUGUAUUCGAGUAUUGAAUUUCAACAAGAGCUACCUCCCAAUCGCCUGUGAGGGAAAUCGUUUCUGGAAGUUUCACAUUGAAAUUCGCCACUGUGUUUGAAGGGAAAAUGUCCAUACAGCUAUUGUUAGGUAAAGUUAAGAAAAAGGGUUUCAACCUUUCCAUCACGGCUGUUGACGUGUCACUAAACUUAUUUUAUCAGUGUAAUGUCUUUUUCAUCUACCCAACUAUUGAAUUUUGCUGGGUAAUUUUUCCAGCUUACGAGAUAUUGUUUGUGUCCGUUUCUUGUUCGGGAGCGAAGAAUGCUGUUCACUGUGUACAGGUCGUCUUUUUUAAUCACUUUCUGGAGUUCAUGCUCGUAAAAUAUACCAUCAAGUAUUUCGUUUUCAUAAUCCUUGAUUUUGUACACUGGGGGAUCUCGCGCAAUCUGUUCAGCUAUGGUGAAGUUUUCCCCUGUCCAUCCCUGAUUGUAAGCCUUCUCAAAUUGCCUUCUUGUCUUACUAAUUUUGACUAAAUCACCUAUGUUAAAUUUGAACUUGACUUUAGGUUGUUUCUUUCCAUAGAGCGUUUGUCUGACUUUGAAUUCAUUUUCCCUUGUAACAUUAGCUGGCAUUUCCUUGAUCGAGCGAUGAACAGUAUGGUUGUACGCGUGUACUAACUGUUGUAGCGUAUCGAUAUAACGGACAGUAUUAUUCGCCGUGAAAUAACGAUAUAUUUUCUGCUUCAAUGUUCGUAUAAACCUUUCGGCUAUGCUGGCUUUGGUUUCACUGUUCGUGGUGAAAAAGUGAAUGCCAUAUUGCCGCAUGAGAUUUCGAAAUUGCGAAUUCAAAAACUCUGUGCCUUGAUCUGUGUGAAGAUAGUUAGGCACGCGCCCUUCUUUCAAAACUUCACGAAAAGCUCGAGUAACAACUGGAACAGUUUUAUUUUUUUGGGGUCUGACCCAAGCAUAUUUACUAAAACAGUCGAUACAAACAAGUAGGAAUCUAUAGUUGUCGUUUUGUGUGCUUAAAGAUUGAAAGUCUGCUAAAUCCGCUUCAAAUUGGUCAUCGAUGCCGGCAACAAAAACUCUAGUGCGAGGGUAAUUUUUACGAACAGGUUUGUGUAAACUGUACGUUUCUUGCGAGCGCAACCAUUCACGCACGUCAUUUCGACUUAUAUUCAAUGUUCUUUGUCGCACUUGCUGCGCGGUAAAGUUUCUCUAAACCACCAAAACUAGCUUCGUGUUUGGGGUUGUAGUAAAUUUUGCUGAGAAGCGUUUCCCUCCUCUUUUCCAUCGAGCUCUGAUUUGUAUAUCAAAACACGUCCACUACAGCAAGUACAAAGACAGCGAAUGCGUUUGAGAAACUCACGCAGUUCUAUACUAGGUGUUUGCGGCUGUCCAAAACAAUUUCCCAUGUUGACAUGACAAGCUUGACAGGAGAAAUGAACACUGUGUCGUAUUGCAACGCGUUUUUAAGACAUUCAGUCACUGGUCGAAAUGUUGUGCUUUGUGGUACUCGUUGUUUUAUUGAAUUUAUCGGCCGUUUUGACGUGCCCAAGGUCUUGCACGUGCUCGACGAGUAUAAAAAUGAUUAAUUGUGCGAACGGUGGUUUCACGCACCUUCCGCGUGGACUAAAAGGUGAUGGACGGUAUCCGACUUUGAUAAUGAUACACAACCAAAUUAAUACACUAACGGAGAAGGACAUGGACGACUUACACGGGUUUAAAGAAGUGGAUAUGAGGGACAAUCCCUUAAACUGUACAUUACUACAUGCUUUAGAUUAUAAAAUGAUUAUAUUGAGUGACUGUAUUUCCAAGUUUCUUAGUACGAAACCUACGGUUACAAAGUUUAACCACAGUACCGCAAAACACGAUUCGGAUCGCUUGAGCCGAACUGAACCCUCCACGAACAAAACAUGGAAAAAGGAAGGGGGAAAAAUGCUAUGGCUGAUCGCGAUUUUACCGCUGGUGAUUGUCCUAGCAGUGUGCGUGUUCCUGAUACGGCGCAGGUUUCUACUACAAAGGCAACGCGUCAUUCGUUCCAAUCCUAUAGAACUUUACCCUCUUAGGCAUGAAGAAGAAGACGAAGUAAUUUUAUUUCAACUGAAAGAAAAACGAAUACAACAUUAGCCAACAAUCCUCAAAAUCUAUCAAACUUUUACAAACUUUUUAUAGACAAUUAUAUUUUACUUUGCGCUAUACCUAAAAUAUCCGUGUUCUUUCCCCUUCCCCCUAUGAAAGUAACAGACAUAAUCUCUCUGCAACUCGGACAUCCACAAAAACCUGCGUCACCGGUACAUCUCGGUUCUUUCUGUUUCUUAAUUGUUACGGUAUUUAAAACAUUGAUUCUACCAUAUUGUUCGUUAUUUAUCAAACAGUUCGUUUUAGCGUUCUCACAAAUCAUUCUAAUCGAUUUAAAGUGACAUGUAAACCAAUCCUUUCCCGAUUCAUAAACUUCUAAAUCCACUGCAUCCAUUCCAUUAAACAAUCUGUAAAUCUGACAUCCGUGUAAUGUAAAACUUGCUGCACAGUAUAAAGGAGUAUAAAACGUUACUUCAAAAAGAUCCAUAGCCAUAAUCAAUCUAAUUACUUAGUUCUCUCUGUGAAAGCUGUGUAAAGACUACGAUCUUGUUCAG
Molecule: messenger RNA, 11709 nt
Organism: Paramuricea clavata
Lineage: Eukaryota; Metazoa; Cnidaria; Anthozoa; Malacalcyonacea; Plexauridae
Source: the annotation of a GenBank genome assembly